AUGCGAAGACGUCGCCGAUUCCUGGCUCUUCUAUUCAUUUUCUCCGCCUUCAUCACCCCGUUGGGCUUUUUUUAUCUGACGAUCGCCAGUGAGAAUCGAGUGAGUUUUUGAGAGAGAGAGAGAGUGAAAAUUUAAUUUUCAGCACGACUUUCCCGAAUUGUCGGCUCGAAUCGGCUUCCGAACGGAUGAAGUGCGCGAGUCUCACGAGCAAAAAGCAGCGUUCGAUUUCAGGAAAUUUUCAGAGGACGGUAAAGGCGGUCCAAGUCAAAAUAGGCCUAAAAAUGGGAUUUUGAGAAUGUCUGGCAUUUCCGAAAAAUUGCGAAAUCGACUAUCCGGACUGUGCGAACAAGAUGAACUGGAUACGCAGUGGAUGGAAGUGGGUUUUUGAGAAAAAAAAAACAAUUUUCAAUGAACUUUAACAAUCCGUCUAAUUCCAGAACUCACAAAUGCUACGCGGACAAUCGAGUCGACGGCUCCGAGUGCUCUUUUCGAUUCUAUCUGUCGCACGUCGAACGUUAUUGUCCGCCGAUGGACGCGAAACGGAUCGGGAGGAGUGUGGCCAAGGUACCGCCGACUUGUAGACUUCAUAUGGGCGUGGCCUCGGCGGCCAAAUGGCGUUUUCAUGAAUUGAGCACGUUUUCUCUGAUUUUUGUCGUCAACGGCGAUGAAAAAUGCAUGUUCGACGUGAAAACACACUAAUUCUCACAGAAUUAAUGACGUUUGGCGCAUUUUUCGCGGAUUUCGCGGAUUUCGCUUUUUCGCCUUCGCCGCACUUCUCAUUUUGCGCUUUCUUGACCGUUUUCCGACAGAAUUGGUUUUGAGAAUGAUAAAUCACGUAAAUACAAGCAUUUUGAGCGCUCGAACCGCGAAAAUUACCGAAAAGCAACUGAAAUUCACGCAGUUUUAGCCAAAAACCUUCAAACGGAUAAAUGUGAUUUGCGACUUGACCAAAUUUAACGCUCUUGCGCUUAAAAAAUUUUUAAUAGCCUAUACAAUUGGUCCAUCGAGAGAAAAAUGAGAAAUUAUCGAUUUUUCGUGGCUAAUCGGGCGAAAAACACAAAUUUUGCUGUUAAAAUUUGAAUUUCGCACCAAUGUAUCGCUCUUAUCGAUUUUUCUUUAAAAAUUCGUGAUAGCCUAUACAAUCGGUCUAAAUUAUCGAUUUUUCUUUAAAAAUUCGUAAUGGCCUAUACAAUCGGUCUAAAUUAUCGAUUUUUCGUGGCUAAUCUGGCGAAAAACACAAAUCUUGCGCUGUUAAAAUUUGAAUUUCGCGCCAAUGUAUCGCUCUAUUGGGCGGGGGCGCAAUUGCGCUCAUUGUCAGCUCUGGACUUGUUUUCGGGAAAAUGUCGAAAAGCUUCCAGAUGAGCCCGAGCAUUCGACGUCUUUUGCCGAUUCUGGACAGUGUGCCGCACUAUAUGAAGACGAGAAUCACGAGAUUGUGGAACAAGUGGAAGGAAGGAGCACGUGAAGUUGUGGAAAAGUUCCGCGAAACGAUGACGGACCGCAGAAAGCUGAAUGUAAUUUUGUAGGCCAUCGCGCCGCGCGCUCUACCGCACUUUUUUCAGGUCCUAGUAUUCAUCGGCUUCCUGGCGAAUGAACAAAAACUCAAUUUGGCGAAGAAAUCCGACCACGGCGGGCCGCUAGGCGAACUUCUUCAAUGGUCCGAUCUUCUCGCGUCGCUAUCGAUUAUCGGUCAUCGUUUGGAGGUUUCGAGCGAUAAAGACGACUUGAGAAGGUAUGUACGUGUCGGAUCCUAGGCCAUUGGGGAAAAAAAGAAACUAGUCCCCGACUUGCAGAAUAGUUUGGAAGUACCAGAGCCGCGGACCGUGUCAGUUUGUGAACGGAACGCGCCAACACUUGGACAUUAUUUUCACCGAUAUUAUGGGUCUCAACAUUUUGCGACAACAUCAUCGACAGUUCUUGGCCGCCAAUCGGUAUUGGGAGCCUAGCAGAAACGCCUAAAAAACUGAAAAUAAAAAUUUCAGGUGUCGAAUGCGACUCCUGGAUUCGUUCGGAACGCACGCCGAGUUCACCUCGAAGGCCUAUUUUCUACAGAACAAGAAACGGCUUUCGGGCCCGAUUUCGGCCCGAAAUCCGUGGGGCGGACACGGUCUAGACCUCCGACAACACUGGACUUUCUAUCCGCACUCUGACGACAACACCUUCCUGGGUUUCGUCGUCGACACCGAAGGAAUUGCGAAUGUUACAAAAGAGCAAAAGGGUCAGCCGAGUGCUCUCGUGUACGGAAAAGAGCAGUACAUGUGGGCCGAGGCCGAGAAGCCCAUGCAAGUGCUGAAAAGACACGUGGCAGUGCACGCGACCGUCGCCGACAUCAACCGAAACGAGGGAAACACGAGUCGCGCGCUCGCCGACGUCAUCAAUCACGGAUUUUUGAAUUCGCGGCAAAUCGCCGAGCUGCUCGAUCGCACGACCAUCUUCUUCGGGCUCGGAUUUCCGCUCGAGGGACCCGCGCCGAUGGAGGCCAUCGCGCACGGCGCCGUUUUUAUUAAUGCCCGGUUUCGAGAGCCGAAAUCCAGAAAGAACUACAAGUUUCUUGCGGAAAAGCCGACGUUGAGAGAGGUCGGUGGCCGCGAAACCCUAAAUGACGUCUUACUUAGUUAGAUACUCGAAAAAGUCCGUUGUGCACGCAAAUGGCCUAGAAACCCACGUGUUCACGGCGCGGCUUUCGCAACAUACGCAGCCAAAUGGUAUGCAUUUUUGCGCGUCGGUGUGGCUCUGCGUACAGUGCAUUUUAUGUUACGCGCAAAGUUCUUUUUUUUUAGUUGCUGAUGAAUUUUCUCCAAAUAUUCAUCUCUUUAAAGCGUUUUUCUCCACUUUCUACCUCAAUUAGACCUUUUUACAGAUUCCAGAUAAAGUAAUACGCGAAGAGAAGUCGAUGCGAUGAAAAGAAACGCGUAAGUAAAUGGAAGUAAUGUUUUAUUCAGAAAAUAUACGAUUUCUCGAAAAACGUCUCUAGAUCUUCUAAUCUUUUGAUUUAAAUAGUUCACUAACAUGACUGUGAAUGUUUUCGAAUAAAAAAAAAGUAGAGUGACAGUUCGUAGAAGCAAAAGAAAAAAAUUUCAAUGAAAUUUCACUGUUUUCCGGCAAACUAUCGAUUUUUCCGCGAAACCGAGCUGUCACUCUACUUCUUUUUGGUUCGAAAACAUUCUCAGAAAUGUAAGUAAAGUUUUUUAACCAAAAGAUUAGAAAAUCUAGUCACGUUUUUCGAGAAAUCGUGCAUUUUCUGAAUAAAACCUUACUUUCACUCACUUACGCGUUUCUUUUCAUCGCAUCGACUUUUCUUCGCGUAUUACUUCACCUGGAAUCUGUAAAAAGGUGUAAACGAGGUAGAAAGUGGAGAAAAACGCUUUAAAGAGAUGAAUAUUUGGAGAAAAUUCACCAACAACUAAAAAAAAUGAACUUUGCGCGUAACAUAAAAUGCACUGUACGCAGAGGAACAUCGGCGUGCAAAAAUGCACAGACUGAGGAUCAAACGUUUGGUGAACGUUGCAAAAGCCGCGCCUUUGGUCCAAUUUAAUGGCCUAGCUUUUUCGUUGAUGACCUAGAAACCCUGGCCGUGACCUACAGGACUAGCUUCCUCUUUGGUGGCCUAACUUUUCCUAUUUUCACCCAUUUGCAGUGGACAAGUCAAAAUCCGUACAUGGAGAUGAUCGGCGAACCGCACGUGAUCACGGUCGACAUUGAAAACGAGCAGGAACUGGAGGAGGCGAUCCGCAAAGCGAUCAACCUGAAAGUAGGUGACGACACUUUGCAACCACGACCGACAUUUCGCAACCGGCGCUUUCAGCCGCCGCCACUCGUGCCGUUCGAGUUCUCGCCGGCCGGAAUGCUGCUUCGAGUGGCCGUUCUCCUCGAGAAACAGGAACUUUGCGAUCGGCAGGCGAUGCGAAAGCGUUGGCCGCCCGUCGACCAGAUGACGGUAACCGCGGCGCUUAUUUUCGGUUUUCUAGGCCAUCACUUUCAGCUCCUCAAGACGUCAAACUCGAAGGAAUCGUGCGAGAUGACGUGCCGCAAAAAGAAUCUGCUCUGCGAACCGUCCUACUUCCCGAUCAUCAACAAUAGUUCGAUUUUGACGAGGUACGUGUCGACGCAAGAAUCGGUGUUAAAGCAAAAUGUAAUUCAGAGAAUUCUCGUGCUCGUCGAUCACCUCCUCCUCAUCGCCGCUGGCUCCGUUCAACUGCACCGUCCAACUUUCGCCGUCGCUUUUCAGUUGUGCAUCGAGGACCACUUCCACUCAAAUCGUCCGCCUUUGCCCAUGUCGGGACCAUCUUCCACAACAACAUGCCAUUUGUAAAAAGUGCCUUUAA
Molecule: messenger RNA, 4325 nt
Organism: Caenorhabditis sp. 36 PRJEB53466
Lineage: Eukaryota; Metazoa; Nematoda; Chromadorea; Rhabditida; Rhabditidae
Source: the annotation of a GenBank genome assembly